Molecule: messenger RNA, 1099 nt
Organism: Pundamilia nyererei
Lineage: Eukaryota; Metazoa; Chordata; Actinopteri; Cichliformes; Cichlidae
Product: intestinal mucin-like protein
Exons: 10
Molecular function (GO): protein binding
Source: RefSeq, a predicted model, not a curated record
UGACAGCGCCACCAAGAGGUCCACCUUGUCUUGUCUUGAUCCUGAGGGUAAUUCUCGUGAGUUCAAUGAAAGAUUUGAGCUCAAAUGCCAGAAGUGCACCUGUGAAGAAUCCACAAAGACUGUGACUUGCAAGCCUAAGGAGUGCCCAAAACCAAACAUAACAGAAUGCUCUGAUGAUGGAUUUGUCCUCAUCAACCAAACUGAUCCAUCAGAUCCCUGCUGUUCUACCCCUGUUUGCCAGUGUAAACCUGGCGGUUGCCCAGACAUAGAUGUGACCUGUUCAAUUGGAAAAAAGCCAGUUGUCAGUAUUCCUAAGGGAAAAUGCUGUCCAGAACUUAGAUGCGAACCUAAAAAGGUUUGUGUUCGGAAUGAGACUGAAUACCAGCCUGGUUCUUCAGUUCCUGGGUCUGUAUGUCAGGAGUGUACCUGUGAGGCUGAACAAAAUUCUACUGUAAUAAGCUGUAAGGAUCAGGAAUGUAACAAAACGUGUGACAUGGGAUAUGAAUAUGUAAAAACUGAUUCAGAUGAGUGCUGUGGGAAGUGUGUGCAGACACACUGUGUUGUCAAUAUUAAUGGAUCCAAGCAACUCUUGUCUCAAGGAGAAACCUGGUCACCAACUGAGAAUAGGUGUGAUGAGUAUACCUGUGUUAAGAAUGGUGAGAUUUUAACAACAAGCACUUCACACACAGUCUGCCCAGUAUUCAAUGAGAGCAGCUGUCAGCCUGGGACAAUUCAAACUGCAGCAAACGGCUGUUGUAAAAUUUGCGCAGAGAAGGAGAAGGCAUGCAAGUUCAUGUCCAUGAAAACCAAUAUUACACACAACAACUGUACGUCUGCCCAGGAGGUAGAUAUGCCAUAUUGCGAAGGAUCCUGCAACACUUAUACCAUGUACUCUAAAGAAGCAGCAGUCAUGCAGCAUUCUUGUUCCUGCUGUAAGGAGACAUGCUUCAGCAAUCGCACUGUAGACCUGGUCUGCCCAAAUGGAGACACGGUCCCCUACACAUACAUGUAUGUGGAGGAGUGUGGUUGUACCAACACAGAAUGCACCGCAGCUGCUGGACAACAUAUUCGCAGGAAGCGAAGCUUCACACUGCUGUGA